AUGGCCCCAUCAAUCCUCGGCAAGCGUCAGCGAAGUAAUGCUGAGUCUCAUGGUAAUUACAAUCUUCCCGUUUCACCUGCACUCCUUCGCCGUCGCGUUGCAAGCUUGCCCGAAAGAGUCCGCUCACAAUUAGAUCUAGAAGACUCACCAGUCCACUCGUCGAGGAAGCGACGAGCAACUCGAGAGCCCCAAAUACACCAUGAUAACCAGAGUGGAAGCCCCUUUAGUUCGCCAACGAGCCAACGCAGGUCGAAGCGCCUCCAGGCUUGCGGCCCGCAGGACGAACCCAGCCCUAAACGCUCGAGAACAACCGCGCAAUUGCCAUGCAAAAAUUCCGAAAAGGUAUUUUGCAAGGCAAACCUAGUUGAAAGAAUCAAGGAGCCAGUAACAGAUGAAAACAUCGAUCCCAACAACCAGCCCAGAACUCCUCGAUCCAAGAGAUUUCAGGAUGCGCUCUCCGCCGCUUCUCCGGUCACUCCCAGACACCGCGUUCAAGUUGCUGUCAAGCCAGUCACACCUCGAACACCCCGAGUCAUCUCAUCCGCUCCAGCUCGAUCCGUCUACGUUGACGCUAGACAGCUUUUCGUGCGGAGUGCCAAUCCUGGUCGUUUGAUCGGGCGCCAGGACGAAAGAAACGAGUUGACAAAAUUCAUUGAGAGUUCCGCCUCCUCAAAGCGAGGUGGCUGCACUGGGAAGAGCGCUUUAGUUGAGGGAGUUUGUCGUGAACUACAACUCGAGGCUACUUCCAAAGUCGCAUAUGUGAAUUGUGCUAGUAUGACAAGCGCACGCAACAUCUUCGGAAAAUUGGUCGAGGAACUUUGUGAUGACUCCCAGGUGUUCAAGAAGAGCGAAGUUGAUCGACUCCGGAGCCUGUUCUUUCCGAGGAAGAAAUCUUGCAAUGCUGUAUAUCUCGUUGCAUUGGACGAAAUAGACCAUCUAUUGACAAGCGACCUUGAGAUACUUUAUACCUUUUUCGAAUGGUCUAUGCAAGCGAAUUCCCGCCUCAUCUUAAUUGGAAUCGCCAACGCGCUUGAUCUCACUGAUCGAUUUCUCCCAAGACUAAAAGCGAAAAAUUUAAAGCCGCAGUUGCUCCCUUUUCUGCCCUAUACACCGACACAGAUUGCCAGUGUAAUCACUGCCCGGCUUCGAUCGCUAUUGCCCGAUGAUGCGGCCAAGGACCUUGUGCCUUUCCUCCACCCCGCCGCUAUCCAACUCUGUGCGCGCAAGGUUGCAUCUCAAUCAGGCGAUCUUCGUAAAGCCUUCGAUUUGGUUCGCCGUACCAUCGAAUUGAUCGAGCAGGAAGCCAAACAAAAGGCCAAUGUUGCAUCAGCAAGCACGUACAAAACUCCCUUGUUGGAAAAUACGAAUCUCGCAUCUCCCUUGUCACCGCCAGAUACUCCCGAGCCUAAGGAUUUGAUUUCCAGUUUUACAGCGGCCACCGCACCUCGGGCUACCGUGGCUCAUGUCGCUCGUGUCACUUCCGCCGCUUUUGGCAACGGAACCGCUGAACGGCUACAAGACCUCAAUCUCCAUCAAAAGGCUGCGCUUUGCGCCCUUGUCUCGCUUGGGCGAAAGCGACGUGCAGCCUGUUCCAAUACUCCAAGUAAAUCACCCCGAUCCGCUGCUCCAACAAUCAAGGAGCUGUUUGAUACUUACUCCACUUUAUGCCGAAGAGAUAAUGUUCUCCAACCUCUUACAACUACUGAAUUCAAAGAUAUUAUUAGCGGUCUAGAAACCAUGGGCUUAGUCGGAGAAGCCCAAUCUCGUGGCGGCCGUGGCCCGCCAGCAAUGUUCCGCACCCCUACAAGGACCGGACGGGGCGCUGCCUUCGAUGACAAUGGCCUGGCUUGCUUCGUUGGGGAAGAAGAAAUUGAAGCUCAGAUCACAGGACCUGGAGAAGGCAUUUUGAAAGCUUUAUUACGAGAAUAA
Uncinocarpus reesii 1704 is the source of this 1929-nucleotide messenger RNA. RefSeq lists its product as uncharacterized. The record is from RefSeq and is a predicted model, not a curated record. Bases 1 to 1929 code for a protein of 642 amino acids. Gene Ontology annotation, molecular function: ATP binding; DNA replication origin binding; ATP hydrolysis activity. Gene Ontology annotation, cellular component: nucleus. Gene Ontology annotation, biological process: mitotic DNA replication checkpoint signaling; cell division; DNA replication initiation. Lineage: Eukaryota; Fungi; Ascomycota; Eurotiomycetes; Onygenales; Onygenaceae. The transcript has 3 exons.